Amorphotheca resinae ATCC 22711 is the source of this 696-nucleotide messenger RNA. RefSeq lists its product as hypothetical. The record is from RefSeq and is a predicted model, not a curated record. Bases 102 to 335 code for a protein of 77 amino acids. Lineage: Eukaryota; Fungi; Ascomycota; Leotiomycetes; Helotiales; Amorphothecaceae. The transcript is spliced from 4 exons.
ACAAAAUCAACAUCUAUUAGUCAGUCACUUCUCUUCCACCGGCAUAUCAUUCCGUGGGCUUGACUUUUCUAUCCAUAAAGAAUGACCACGCAACUACAGACAUGUGGUUGCGAGUAUUCGAGGUCUGGUUAACAGCAAGGCUCCUUAAGAGUCCCGCCUUCCAUCGAGCCGUCGGUCGCGUACACAAAAAAGUUCACGAGCUGCGGUACGGGAAAGACCCGGCUGAGAUGGGAGGAACGCAAAUCGACAAGCCGGGCGGCACUGAUUUCAACAAGUUUCUCCGGUACUAUGUGGAAGAGCUGAAGGAGCAAUUCUACGGUAAUAGAAAGAAAUGACAAGGUUCAACUGAGAUGUGGCGAUGGCGGGACCUUGCACAUUGUUGAGAACACGGAAUUGCGUGGGCAGGUAUCGUCUUGACGAAUUAUGCGUAGUCGGCGUUUGGGGAAGGACAUCUCUGGCGUUUGGGAAAUGAAUCAGGAGAUCGGCUUCCUCGAGCCAUGACAGGGCUUUCCUUAGGGUACGAAUCUUCAACUACUCUAUUCCUCUCUUCUCUUCUGGCCCCUAUGCUUUACUUCCAUUUCGAUAGGGUUUCAGCAUGGGGUUGUGGGACUUGAAACGUGAUCCAGUUCUCUGGGUACAGUAUAUCCAUUUCUUACCACUUUCUUUCUACUAUUAUACCGGAUAUUAAAUUGGGCU